CAACAGCAUCAGCCCUCCCGCGACGCGUUUCUAUCAGGCAUCCCUCCACACUCCUCUCCAGAAACACAGAACAGAGCGUACGAACAACAUCAGAUCGCUUAUUAAUCCUUCUUUGUAGAUAUAUUUUGGGAGUUUAAGAUGCUGAGUACUGUACUGAAACAAGUGAGAAGCCACCCGGCGUUGAUUCCUCUCUUUAUCUUCAUCGGUGGUGGAGCGACCAUGUCUAUGCUUUACCUGGGCCGUAUCGCACUAAAGAACCCCGACUGCUCAUGGGAUCGCAAGAACAACCCAGAGCCUUGGAACAAACUGGGGCCAAAUGAGCAGUACAAGCUCUUCACGGUCAAUAUGGACUACUCUAAAUUAAAGAAGGACAGGCCAGACUUCUGAGCAGAGCCCAGUGAAUCAGAUGGGUGUGUUAAACGCUGCACUUCCUGCCCUGAAACGCGUCUAACACGUCAUCGGAUACCAGAUCUUAUCUGUGAAUGUGAAUCCCCAUUUUAAAUUAUUAAAGAUACUGAAAGGGAGCACGUACACAAGCUGUAUGAUCUGAAUGUCUUUCUUUAAUCAGAAACAAUAUUUUGUACAGAUAAUAAAUAUUGACACCUCACUUAAAUGCAUCACUAAACCUGUAUCAAUAUCAUCUGUGAUGAUAUUCCUGUUUCCAAAAUAAACAAGACAGACAGCAAUAAUAUAAGUGUUUUGUGUGUGUGAAACGUCCAGUUCUGCAGUGUUUUUACUGUUAAAAAAUUAUAUAUAUAUAUAUAUAUAUAUAUAUAUACAGUUACACCAAAUUUAUUCAGACACCUUUUUUCACAUUAUUCGGUUUUAGGACAAAUUUAAUGAAAGGUUUUGAUCCACUUUAAAUGUUGACUGCUGUAGUUUAGAAAAUAAAAAAAAAAAAAAAAAAAAAAA
Molecule: messenger RNA, 912 nt
Organism: Labeo rohita (rohu)
Lineage: Eukaryota; Metazoa; Chordata; Actinopteri; Cypriniformes; Cyprinidae
Gene: coxfa4b
Product: NDUFA4 mitochondrial complex associated b
Exons: 4
Coding region: 139-387 (82 amino acids)
Source: RefSeq, a predicted model, not a curated record